AUGCUGGAGCCGCCCCCCGAGCGCUUCCCCGGGACCCCCCACCCUGUGCGGGUCUUUGAGCGUUCGGUCUACAGCGACAGGUACGUCUUUGCCAAGAACCUGUUUGAGGUCGGGCACCUGCAGCCGCUGGAAUGGGCCAUCUACCAGGACUGGCACAGCUUCCUGCUGCGGUGCCGGGAGCGGCUGCGGCGGCGGGCGAGGAGCGAGGAGUUGGGCAUCCAGCUGGGAUACCUGCAGCAGCUCCACGCCCAGCACGAGCGCUGGCUGGUGGAGAAAACCACGGAGUGA
Antrostomus carolinensis (chuck-will's-widow) is the source of this 288-nucleotide messenger RNA. Its product is annotated as deoxyguanosine kinase, mitochondrial. Lineage: Eukaryota; Metazoa; Chordata; Aves; Caprimulgiformes; Caprimulgidae. Gene Ontology annotation, molecular function: deoxyguanosine kinase activity. The transcript has 3 exons. Gene Ontology annotation, cellular component: mitochondrion; cytoplasm. The record is from RefSeq and is a predicted model, not a curated record. Bases 1 to 288 code for a protein of 95 amino acids.